Molecule: messenger RNA, 2073 nt
Organism: Danaus chrysippus (African queen)
Lineage: Eukaryota; Metazoa; Arthropoda; Insecta; Lepidoptera; Nymphalidae
Source: the annotation of a GenBank genome assembly
AUGGAUGAAGAUAAUAAUAAAGUAACAGAAGAAGAGGCCACUGAUGAUAUUACGUCCAUUGAUAUAAACUUGAAAUCUAGAAAAUCUGUUAGAAUAUCUGAUACAACCUUCAGAGUUUUACAAUAUGGCAGUGUUCUGAAAACUUGGAAUGAAAUUUCAAAAAUUAAUUAUUUAUCUUCUUUGUCAUUACACGAUGUAUCCAAAGACCAACAUAUAUUCAGCUCCAACUUUCUUCCGAAAGCACUUAUCAGUUUAGCUUUUGAUAUUCUGGAUAGGAAAAGAAGAGACAGUUUGACAUCUGAAAAUUUUCCAAUCAUCAUAACGCCACUGUUAAAUGAAGACCAAUUAUGGGGAUGUUUCUAUAACUUCCCUGAACUUUACGAUGAUAGUUAUUCCCCCGUGGUCAAAAUAAGAAAUAUUGAAGAUGUGCCACCACUAGAAGAGGGAACUCUCACAAGGGACAUGGUCACCGCUUGUCUAAGUUAUUUGAAACGAACUCCAAUACUGGGAGACUUUGUGUAUAUAAAAUUAAAUUUAUCAUCUAAAGAUUUAACUGAAUUUUGGUCGAUGACAGUGCUGGAUUUAUCACACAACAAUAUAAAACAUAUUAGUGGACUUCAAAAUUUAAGAUAUCUCCGUCGCCUCGAUUUAUCGUUUAAUCACAUCCAAAGAUUAGAAAAUCUUAAUCAUCUUAGACUUGUGUGGUUGGACAUAUCAAAUAACAAUAUAAGUAGUUUCGAAUUUGGACAUGAUGUGGGUCUUUGGACUUUGCUACACCUAGAGUAUCUAAAUUUGAACGAAAACAACCUCUCCUCAUUGAAAUUAUUUUCGGGGUGCACAAGAUUAAAAGAGCUCCAUGUACGUAAUAAUCAACUAGGCAUACUCUUGGAGUUAGCAGUAUACAUGAGGACAAUGCGGCGCCUCGUGUUGAUUGACCUGCGAUCGAAUCCAAUGUGCAAUGUUCCGGGUUAUAAAGAUGUGGUCAUUAACACAUUUCCUGUACUACUAAAUUUAGACAACGAAGACUUGGAUCCUAUUGAACAAAGGACGCUAAAAAUGAAUAUGACGCCAGACAUACAAACGUUUGCUGCUCGACGUCUUUCACGACUCCUGUACAUUGAACAGUUGUCCAGAGCUCGAGUAUCCAUGUACACCCCACCAGCAGAUAGCACGGAUGUACCAAUCGUUAUACUUGUGGGAUACGAAGCUGUUGGUAAAGGAGCACUUGCCCGUCGUCUUGCUACAGAAUGCAGUUCAAACGUUGAACUAGCUCUACAACAUACAACUGCUUUCUAUCACCAGAUAGAUCAUUACAUAGUUGUGUCACGGAAAAAUUUUGAUGAAAUGCUUUUGGACGGCGAAUUUCUCACUUAUAGUGAAAUGGACGGCGAAUCAUAUGGACUAACUCGUGAACAAGCGUUUGUGAAAGAUGGCAAAGUAAAAAUCGUCACAAUGGAUCUUAUCGGUGCUUUAAUGCUGCAGCUAAGGGGAUAUCGCCCUUAUAUGAUACUAACAUUCUGUCAUGACAAACGAUCACUUGCUCUUCGACAGCAAGAACGUAAGAUAAUAAGAAACGCGGCGUAUGAGAAACGCUUGUCUAUGGAUCCGCCUACGGAAUUGUCAACCUUACAAGUUUUAUUGUCGGGAAGAAUUAUUAUCAAAGGGUUGCUUAAUGAAAUUGUUCAGAGUUCCACCUCGUUUCCUAAAGAAGAAGUCAAUAAAAGUCCUGCAGAUUCAAGUUUAUUUUCUUUAUACAACCAACCCCAAGGCAUGGAUGAAUAUGUAAGCGAUGUUUACGGACAAGUUUUAUUCCAUGAAAAACACUCGAAAAGAUCAAUUGAUACUCGAUCACUCCCAGCAAAAGAUCAAGCGAGCAGUCAUGGUCGGCACCAUGCAUCUUCUGCGUGGAAAGUUGGCAGCAGAAAGUCGUCAAAGUCCGUAACAUUCACAUCAGGAGUUGCUUAUGAAGAACGUCAAGAACUACAUAAUGACGUGGAAACUGAUCCAUCUGGGAUGUUGGUCGAGACUCCACGUGAAGCAGAUGGUGAUAAUUAUCUCUCAUACAAUUAUUAA